Messenger RNA from Triticum urartu, 476 nucleotides. The record is from RefSeq and is a predicted model, not a curated record. NCBI's taxonomy places the organism in Eukaryota, Viridiplantae, Streptophyta, Magnoliopsida, Poales, Poaceae.
UCUGGUGGUGAUGCCGACGGUCGUCGAGAGGUUCGUGGACUGGACGGUGUCGUGUCUGCCGAUGUACGGAGAGGCGAAGCUGCUGCUCAUCAUCUACCUUUGGCACCACAACACACGGGGUGCGGGGCACAUGUAUGAUGGCUUCCUCCAUCCGCUGGUGGCGUGGCACGAGGCCGACAUUGACCGGGGCCUUCUUGAUCUGAGGGCUAGGGAGAGGGACGUGACGGCAUCACAACUCAAGGCGGCAGCUGCCAUCGGUCAAGUGUUUUGUCACAGCUGCAGGCCACGAGAUCAGGCCGGGAAGGUGCCACGCAUUGACGAGUGAGCCAAUUUUUGGAUUGGACCAUAACAAUGUGUCUCAGUCUCUGACGUCUAGAAGUAGUGGUAAAGUUUUGAAUUUCCAUGGCAAGAACCACUUACGUAGGUAGCUGACACGUACAACACUGUGUUUACACUCUUACUUAUGUAAAAGAUAU